UGCACUAUAAAACUGAUGGCUGUCCUCAGUAUCAAGCAUAGAAAGGUGACGGUGCUUGGUGAGAUCAUCAUGAAGACCUUCAUGCUGCUAGCUAUCCUUCUUUCACUGGCACUCUCAAGCCAGGCAGCAGGUUUGAACCUUGAAGAUAUUGUUCAAGGGCUGAAUGAUCUGGCUGAUAACAAAAGAGAACUUGAGAUGGGAAAUGUUGAGGAUGAAUCACAGGACAUGCAAGAGGGAGAGAUGGCAGAUGAAACUGAAUUGCAGGAUGACUCCAGUCAGUUAGAAGGGCAAGGAGAUGAUCAACAGCAAAAGAGAGAGCUUGAUUUUGAAGAGAAUGAAAAUGAAGAUGAAGAGGACUUGCUUAGUCAGAGAGAGUUGGGUGAGAAGUCUGUGGAUUUACAAAAUGAGAAUACUGAAGCCAACAGCAAGCGCUGGUAUGGAUGCAGAUAUAGUCACCGAUGGUUUGUAUGUAAACGAGGUAAGUGGAUAUAAAUAGGUUUGAGAUUGAGACAUGUUUCCCUGCUUA
This is a messenger RNA of Erpetoichthys calabaricus (reedfish), 526 nucleotides long. RefSeq names its product glutamic acid-rich protein-like. The record is from RefSeq and is a predicted model, not a curated record. The coding region runs from base 16 to 492 and encodes 158 amino acids. Lineage: Eukaryota; Metazoa; Chordata; Cladistia; Polypteriformes; Polypteridae. The transcript has 8 exons.